CCUGUCCACUCGGUGCGUAAUUUAAAUCUUUUUCCGUCUCUCACCAGAUUUCGGAUCAGAAAAUGGAAUCCGUUUUAUGUUCUGGACACAAAAAAGAAUGUUACCUGAAAACAGGAGGAAAACCUGGCCCUAAUUUCAAAAGGAGUUUUUAUGUGUGUAGCGUACGCGAGUCUCGUUGUGACUUUGUUCAACCUGUCAGCGUAACUCCUAGAAACUGUGAUAAACAUCCAUCAGCUAUUGUUGAGUUGCAGGCCAUUUGUCGCAAAGAUGGCGAAAACCGGUGUUACUUCCGAUGUCAUCAAAAAAAGGAAGGAACAGACUGGUGUGGUUUUAAGAUAAGAAAAGCUCUGCAGGGAAAUGAGAAACCCGUCAAGAGUAAUAAAGAAGCAAAGCCAUCAUCCAAGCAUGAAAUCACGAAGGAAUUGGCUAAAGGUGAAAAGAAAGAGCUGCCAUCAUUUUCAUCAUUGAGUAAUUCUGAGCACAAAGCACCAUUGUUUGGAAAACAAGAUAAGUUAGAAGACAUUAAACCUGUGAAGGAUGGUAAUGAUAGCUUCACGCAAUGGAGGGACAGUCCAGUCAAAGAUACUUCAAGGCAGAAGGAGAAAGCCAAUCUUACAUCUGCUCUUCAAAAACAAAAGGAGCUGUUGUCUCGUGUGCAGUUGUCAGCUCUCCCUGACAAAGGUGCCCGUCUCAAAGAAAAUAUUCAACACUUGGAAAGUAAGAUCCAAAAUAUAGAUCUGAAUAAAGAUGUUUCCAGAAGUUCUAAGACACAUAAUGAACCCGAAAUCAUCAGAGUGCAUCCACCAAAUGAACCAGGAGGUCAACCCAUACACAAAACAGUGAAAAAGCCAACACAUAAUGAACCCGAAAUCAUCAGAGUGCAUCCACCAAAUGAACCAGGAGGUCAACCCAUACACAAAACAGUGAAAAAGCCAAGCCAGCAGGAGGAAGUUGAUAGUGAUGAUGAGGAUGGACCAUUGUCAGCUUCUAAUUACUCUGAAAACUCACAAAUACAUAAACAUCACGAUCCUAAAAAUUUAAGACAAACCAAACUCACUGAGGCUUUUGCUUUACCAAAAGAAUUUCUUGAAGGAAGUUAUUCACAAGCCAGUUGGCAGCCUGUGGCGCUGUAUGGAGGUCGAAUGACUGUAAAGCGUCUGGAAGAAGUGAGGAAUGCAAUGGAUAAAAUUACAAACUCUUUGCACGAGCAACUCAAAACUUGUCCAAAGGAAGAUGAAGAAGAAGAAGAUCCUCGAGGGUUGAGGGUCUCUUUGAUGCCUCAUCAGAAACAUGCUUUAGCCUGGUUACUCUGGAGGCAGAAACAAAACCCUUCAGGUGGUAUUUUAGCUGAUGACAUGGGUCUUGGGAAAACUCUGACUAUGAUUUCCUUCAUUAUGAAACAAAAACAAGAAGAUUCCAGCUUAGAAAAAAAAGAGGAAGAAGAAUGGUUGAAAAAAGACAGCAGACAUGUAAUGAAGAGUAAAUCCACCCUAAUCAUCACACCAGCUUCCCUGGUACACCAGUGGGGAAAAGAAGUUGAGGCCAGGUGCAAAAGAGGUUCGUUAGAUGUCCUCAUAUACCAUGGACCAAACCGAGAAAGGAAUAUCAAUGUGAUAACCUCUAAGGAUAUUGUUCUCACUACAUAUAAGGUUGUUAGUUUGGAAAUUGGACGGAAGGAAGACACUGCAAUUGCUGACCGAUCUCUCACUGAAGAAGAAGAGAAUGAGGUAGAAAAUGAGGCAGUAAGUCAAGGUAAAUUGCCACUGCUGUUGCAAAUACAUUGGAAGAAUGUCAUUCUUGAUGAAGCUCAUGAUAUUCGAAACUAUAAGUCCCUCACUGCAACAUCAGUUACUCGAUUAAAAGCUUCGUCCAGGUGGAUGUUGACAGGUACACCCAUCCAGAAUAAAUUGUUAGAUAUGUAUUCUCUACUCAGAUUCCUACGUUUUAGACCAUUUGACGAAUAUAAAGUAUGGAAAAAUCAGGUGGAAAGCAACGAGAGAACAGGUAAAACUCGCUUGAACAUCAUUGUACAAUCUUUAUUGUUAAGAAGAACCAAAGAUCAGACGGUGAAUGGGAAACCACUGAUUAAAAUGACCAAGAAGAAACUAUCAAAUUACAAGCUGACAUUGUCACCCGAGGAACAAAAGCUGUACAGUAAGAUUUUCAAAAGAAUUCAAUCAGUGGUCCAAGCUUACAUUAGAUCACAUAUGGACAAGGAUUCACUUCUUGCAGGUAAUUCUUCAUCCUAUGAGAAUCAUCACCCAAAACAUAACACUGCUUCCCAAAGUGGAUCCACAGCUACAAAGAAACCGACUGGUAAAGAUGUCUUGGUGUUUCUACUCAGAUUAAGACAGUGCUGUUGUCAUCUUAGUUUGUUAAGAGAAUCACUUGAUAAAGAGAUGACCGAAGAAAUUGGCCUAGACUUGUCUUUGACUGAGCAGCUGAAUGACCUAACCUUACAAGAGAAUGAUUUAAAGGGAUAUCUUGAUGAAGAUAGUAAGAAUGAAAACAACAGCCAACAGGAUGUUAAACAGAAAGACAGGGAUAUCUUCCGCCUCGAAUGUCAAAGUACAAAGAUCAAAGCACUUCUUGAAAUGCUUCAAGCAAUCUAUAAGAACGCAGAAGACAGAAUCAAAUGUGUUGUUGUAUCACAGUGGACAAAACUAUUGAUGAUUGUAAAAUACCACAUUACACAGGCUCAUUUUACCUAUCAUCUCAUUGAUGGGGCCGUUCCUCCAAAGAAACGGUCAGAGAUUGUUGAUGACUUCAACACAAAUCCAAACGGUGCAAAGAUAUUGCUUCUGUCAUUAAAAGCUGGUGGUGUUGGUCUAAACUUGAUUGGUGGCAGACAUUUGUUUUUACUUGAUAAUCACUGGAACCCAGCUUUGGAAGAACAAGCCAGUGACCGUAUCUAUAGAGUUGGUCAAAAACAUGAUGUUGAGAUUCAUCGGUUUGUCUGUCUGAACACAAUUGAGGAGAAGAUUUUAACAUUACAAAGUCAGAAACGUAAAUUGGCCAAAGAUGUAUUGACAACGUCAGGACAAAGCAACAGUCGCUUGCAACUGAAUGACUUGCGAAUGCUGUUUGAGAUUAAAUGAACAGAAAGGAGAAAAAGA
This is a messenger RNA of Octopus sinensis (East Asian common octopus), 3116 nucleotides long. RefSeq names its product transcription termination factor 2. The record is from RefSeq and is a predicted model, not a curated record. Gene Ontology annotation, molecular function: zinc ion binding; ATP-dependent chromatin remodeler activity; ATP binding. The coding region runs from base 63 to 3098 and encodes 1011 amino acids. NCBI's taxonomy places the organism in Eukaryota, Metazoa, Mollusca, Cephalopoda, Octopoda, Octopodidae. The transcript is spliced from 27 exons.